AUGGUCCUCGACGACGCAUCCCCACAGGCCGGCGCCUACAACGGCGAUUCGUUCGGUGGUAAUAGAGAGUACAUGGACAUGGAGGAUGGUAGCUUGGCGAUGAACAGAUACCGCAUCAUGGCGGACAAUUUUGUCAGGCCGGACCCGUUUACGCUGUAUUUUGGAUUCUUCGGGAAGACACCCUGGUUACGACGCUGCACGGCACGGCUGCAGGCACAGGAACAAAAGGUUAAGGUACUGGUGGAUCGGCCCCCGACGCAGUCAGAGAUGGAAGCGUUUGCGACAGUGACCAGCCGGAGCUUGUAUUACUCGAAAGCAGGAACGCCGCUGGGGCUCGCUGCGGGUCUGGCUCAUGUGUACUACAGCUUACGCAAGUUCGACCCGGAGCGCAGUGGUGGUAUCCGGACGCUGACUGCGGCUGCGGCCAACCUACUUCGGGCUGAACCUCAGGUGGCUUUGGCCGUGGUCGCCUCGUCUGGAGUCAAGGUCUUCCUGUGGACUGUUGGUCUGACAACCGUGACCUCUGGCUUUGCAGCGUUCAGCGAGACCAAAGAUGUUCUGCUGGAUUCACGAUUAUCCGGCUUCGUGGAGGACUUGAAACGUCAAAAUCCCGAGGAUGUACAGAAACGGAAACUCGCUAUGGUUCAAGAGAGGCAUCGUCAGAUUCAGCAGAGGAGGGAGCAGCAGCAGCCUCAAGGUGGUGCGUACGCGGAGAGUCGUGAACAUGAUGAUGGCAGUUACGGCACAUCGGAUGAGGAUACCUUCAAUGCUACGCAGUUCAGCCCACAGGGCAAAACACCAGAUCAGCCGCGAGCCAUGCCCGAUACAAUCGGUAAACCCCACGUCUAUGGCAAUCACGGAACGAUCGAGUCUCCAACGGGCAGCAAGAAUCUUGAUUUCUUCGAUGAUGACGAUGCCAGUCCCACAGCCCCAGAAUACAGAAAUGAGGGUAUAUGGUCCCGACCGAACCCCUCCGCUCCUCAAGGCAGUACGUGGGAACGGAUCAGGCAGCAAAAUGGUAUAACCCGGAGGAGCGUGCAAGAAGAUUUCCGUGGCCCGUCGCAAUCACCGUCGUCGGACAGGUCUCAGACAUCUUAUGAAUUCGGGAAACAGCAGGAACGGGAGCAGGCCCAGGCGGAUUUUGACAGACUACUUGAAGCGGAGAGGAACAGAUCGGAUACUUCGGGGACCGGGGGGCAAUGGGGACAAUAG
This is a messenger RNA of Monascus purpureus, 1212 nucleotides long. Lineage: Eukaryota; Fungi; Ascomycota; Eurotiomycetes; Eurotiales; Aspergillaceae. The record is from the annotation of a GenBank genome assembly.